Molecule: messenger RNA, 3891 nt
Organism: Propithecus coquereli (Coquerel's sifaka)
Lineage: Eukaryota; Metazoa; Chordata; Mammalia; Primates; Indriidae
Gene: AP3B1
Product: adaptor-related protein complex 3, beta 1 subunit
Exons: 26
Coding region: 148-3321 (1057 amino acids)
Biological process (GO): vesicle-mediated transport; intracellular protein transport; anterograde synaptic vesicle transport
Cellular component (GO): clathrin adaptor complex; AP-3 adaptor complex; membrane coat
Source: RefSeq, a predicted model, not a curated record
GGUCGGCUUUGGGAGCCGUGACGAGUCCGGAAGCGCCUGCGCGCACCCCUCCGCACGAAAACUAGUUUUGUUCCGUGUCCUCUGGACUGGAACCCUUUGGAGAGAACCCCCGGCACGACCAGUCGCACACCCGCAAGCGCCGCGGCAAUGUCCAGCAACAAUUUCGCUUACAAUGAGCAGUCCGGAGGAGGGGAGGCGACGGAGCUGGGUCAGGAGGCGACCUCAACCAUUUCCCCCUCGGGCGCCUUCGGCCUCUUUAGCAGCGAUUUGAAGAAUCUUGAUCCAGAACAGAAGGAAAUGUUAAUAGAAGUAAUUGAAAAACUUCUGAAAGAUAAAAGCACAAUCAAGAAGUUGGUAUAUGUUUACCUGGUUCGAUAUGCUGAAGAACAGCAGGAUCUGGCACUCUUGUCCAUAAGCACUUUUCAGCGAGCUCUGAAGGACCCAAACCAACUAAUUCGUGCAAGUGCUUUGAGAGUUCUAUCAAGUAUUAGAGUACCCAUUAUUGUACCUAUCAUGAUGCUCGCUAUUAAGGAAGCUUCUGCUGACUUAUCACCAUAUGUUAGGAAGAAUGCAGCCCAUGCAAUACAAAAAUUGUACAGAAUUCCAAAGAAAGGUCCUUUAAAACCACUUUUUUUCAAGCUCGUAGCUGGCAGUGUUGUGAUGGCCUUUGAAGAAGUAUGCCCGGAUAGAAUAGACCUGAUUCACAAGAAUUACCGCAAGCUAUGUAACUUACUAGUUGAUGUUGAAGAGUGGGGGCAGGUUGUCAUAAUCCACAUGCUAACUCGAUACGCUCGGACACAGUUUGUCAGCCCAUGGAAAGAGGAUGAUGGUCUAGAAGACAAUGAAAAGAAUUUCUAUGAAUCUGAUGACGAACAGAAGGAAAAGACUGACAAAAAAAAGAAGACAUAUGCUAUGGAUCCAGACCACAGACUCUUGAUUAGAAAUACAAAGCCUUUGCUUCAGAGCAGGAAUGCAGCGGUGGUUAUGGCAGUUGCUCAGCUGUAUUGGCACAUAGCACCAAAAUCUGAAACUGGAAUUAUUUCUAAAUCACUAGUGCGUUUACUUCGUAGCAAUAGGGAGGUGCAGUAUAUUGUCCUACAAAAUAUAGCAACUAUGUCAAUUCAAAGAAAGGGCAUGUUUGAACCUUAUUUGAAGAGUUUCUAUGUUAGGUCAACUGAUCCAACUAUGAUCAAGACACUGAAGCUUGAAAUUUUGACAAACCUGGCAAAUGAAGCUAACAUAUCAACUCUUCUUCGAGAAUUUCAGACCUAUGUGAAAAGCCAAGAUAAACAAUUUGCAGCAGCUACUAUUCAGACUAUAGGCAGAUGUGCAACCAAUAUCUCAGAAGUCACUGAUACAUGCCUCAAUGGCCUGGUCUGUCUGCUGUCCAACAGGGAUGAAAUAGUUGUUGCUGAAAGUGUGGUUGUUAUAAAGAAAUUACUUCAAAUGCAACCUGCACAACAUGGUGAAAUUAUUAAACAUAUGGCCAAACUCUUGGACAGUAUCACUGUUCCUGUGGCUAGAGCAAGUAUUCUUUGGCUAAUUGGAGAGAACUGUGAACGAGUUCCUAAAAUUGCCCCUGAUGUUUUAAGGAAGAUGGCUAAAAGCUUCACUAAUGAAGAUGAUCUGGUAAAACUGCAGAUUUUAAAUCUGGGAGCAAAAUUGUAUUUAACCAACUCCAAACAGACAAAAUUGCUUACCCAGUACAUAUUAAAUCUCGGCAAGUAUGAUCAAAACUACGACAUCAGAGACCGUACAAGAUUUAUUAGGCAGCUUAUUGUUCCGAAUGAAAAGAGUGGAGCUUUAAGUAAAUAUGCCAAAAAAAUAUUCCUAGCACAAAAACCUGCACCAUUGCUUGAGUCUCCUUUUAAAGAUAGAGAUCAUUUCCAGCUUGGCACCUUAUCUCACACUCUCAACACUAAAGCUACUGGGUACCUGGAAUUAUCUAAUUGGCCAGAGGUGGCGCCCGACCCAUCAGUUCGAAAUGUAGAAGUAAUAGAGUUGGCAAAAGAAUGGACCCCAGCAGGAAAAGCAAAGAAAGAGAAUUCUGCUAAGAAAUUUUAUUCUGAAUCUGAGGAAGAGGAGGACUCUUCUGAUAGCAGCAGUGACAGUGAGAGUGGAUCUGGAAGUGAAAGUGGAGAACAAGGAGAAAGUGGGGAGGAAGGAGACAGCAGUGAGGAUAGCAGUGAAGACUCCUCCAGUGGGCAGGGAAGUGAGAGUGGAAGUGAGUCAGGAGUAGAGGACAAAAGAACAGCCAAGAGGAACUCGAAAUCCAAAGGAAAAAGUGAUUCUGAAGAUGGGGAGAGGGAAAAUGAGAAAUCUAAAACUUCAGAUUCUUCUGAUGCUGAAUCUAGUUCAACAGAAGAAAGUUCUUCAGAUUCUGAAUCGGAAUCAGACUCUGAAAGUGAAUCUAAAUCCAGAAGAGUCACUAAGGAGAAAGAAAAAAAAACAAAGCAAGAUAGAAAACCUCUCACCAAAGAUGUUUCACUUCUAGAUCUGGAUGAUUUUAACCCAGGACCCACUCCAGUUGCACUUCCCAUACCAGCUCUUUCUCCAAGUUUGAUAGCUGAUCUUGAGGGUUUAAACUUGUCGACUUCCUCAUCAGUCAUCAGUGUCUCUACUCCUGUCUUUGUACCAAUGAAAACUCAUGUGCUGCUUCAUCGAAUGAGUGGAAAAGGACUAGCUGCCAAUUAUUACUUUCCAAGACAGCCUUGCAUUUUUGGUGAUAAGAUGGUCUCUGUACAAAUAACAUUGAAUAAUACUACUGAUCAAAAGAUAGAAAAUAUCCACAUAGGGGAAAAAAAACUUCCUAUAGGCAUACAAAUGCAUGUUUUUAAUCCAAUAGACUCUCUUGAGCCUGAGGGAUCCAUUACUGUUUCAAUGGGUAUUGACUUUUGUGAUUCUACUCAGACUGCCAGUUUCCAGUUGUGUACCAAGGAUGAUUGCUUCAAUGUUAAUAUUCAACCACCUGUUGGAGAACUGCUUUUACCUGUGGCCAUGUCGGAGAAAGAUUUUAAGAAGGAGCAAGGAAAGCUAACAGGAAUGAAUGAAACUUCUACUAUAAUCAUUGCUGCACCACAGAAUUUCACUCCCUCUGUGAUCCUUCAGAACAUUGUCAAUGUAGCCAAUGUAGGUGCAGUCCCUUCUGGCCAGGACAAUAUACACAGAUUUGCAGCUAAAACUGUGCACAGUGGGUCAUUGAUGCUAGUCACAGUGGAACUGAAGGAAGGCUCUACAGCCCAGCUUAUCAUAAACACUGAGAAGACUGUGAUUGGUUCUGUUCUGCUGCGGGAACUGAAGCCUGUCCUGUCCCAGGGGUAACCUGCUUGCAUCUGGACUUCAGAAUCUGGCACAUAACAAAAGUGCCUGGCAUCCACUACUGCUGCCUUUCAUUUAUAAUAAUAGCCCUUCCAUCUGGCGGUGGGGGAAGAAUACACUCUUGACAUUCUUGUCUCCUGCUUUAGAAUGCUAGUGUGUAUCUAUCAUGUAUGCAAUACUUUCCCCCUUUUCGCUUUGCUAACCAAAGAACAUAUAUUUUACUGUCAGUUAUCUCAACUCUCGAAUCCAUGUGGCAUUUUCGCUGUCCUGCUACUUCUUUUGGCCUCCUUGUCUUCCUUCUCUCUUUCAGCAAUGAUGGACACAAAUCGAAUAUUUAAAGUUCAUUGGAAAUCAUCUUCCCUUCAGCAAUAAGCAAAAAUUAGCAAGGAAAUAGUCUAAAUGCCCUCUCAGCUUGGUAUGUGAAAAUGCAAUAGCAUACUUUUGAGAAUAAAUGCAAAAACAUGGUCUCUGCAAAAUAUUGUUCUUUGAAUUUCCUGGUCUUGUAAUUGGUAAUUGACCACUGUCAUCAUGAAAUUAUCUCGAGUAAUAAGAUAAAUAAACUAGCAUAUGAAU